This is a messenger RNA of Hippopotamus amphibius kiboko, 12083 nucleotides long. It is a transcript of the gene SYMPK, whose product is annotated as symplekin scaffold protein. Gene Ontology annotation, cellular component: mRNA cleavage and polyadenylation specificity factor complex. Lineage: Eukaryota; Metazoa; Chordata; Mammalia; Artiodactyla; Hippopotamidae. The record is from RefSeq and is a predicted model, not a curated record. The transcript has 27 exons. Bases 8158 to 11982 code for a protein of 1274 amino acids.
UGCAGGGGAGAGGACGUUGCCUUGUAGCCUCCAGGUGGCGCUCUUCACUCAGGUGGGCCCACCGGCUGUUUUUCACAAAUGCUGGCCAACUGGUCAAGCGUUCUAGCCAUCAGCCCGUUUUCCAGAUGACAACGAAGGCUGAGAGAGAGGACGGCUCUUGCAUGGGAGCCACGGCCAAACUCGGGAAUUAGGUUUCCCUUCUGGCCCAUCCCUUGUAUCUCCGCCGAGGGGGAGGGUUCGAGACACCCGGAGAGCUUCCCAGAAGGGACGGGCCGUGAGUUCUUGCUGGGCAGGGAUAGGAUUAGGCCAGAUUGCUAGAGGGACUGCCCGAGGAAAGAGGACAUUUACCUCAUGAAGUACACUAACAGGGUCCCUGGAAACAGGGUGGCUGCUUCUCGCCUCUGGUGAUGCCCUGAACUGCGCGCGCAUCUCUGGAGACCAGCCUCAACGGCGGCCGCCCUGAGACACCGUGACUGGCCGGGUGAAAGGCACUCCCCCCGCGGUCGCCUCUGAUGUGCGCGGCCUUGUCCCGCACCUGUCCUGGCGGGCUGAUUAUUAACCAGGACUUCCUGCUCGCUGGCGUCAGGGGGCGGGCCCUGAGCGGGCUGCGGCGAAGCAGGGGUUAAGGGGAGGGGGCGGCCCCAAGAGCCCAGCCCCCACCCCAGCGGCCUCCCCCGCCACCCUGAGGUGGAGAUUUCGGGAGGAGGGGGAAAGCCGGGCGCAAAGGCCAGCGGAUGGACAGAGAGGUGGGGGAUACCGGCGUGUUCGGCCACCACACAGCCUUGUCACACGGCUGUGAGACCCUAGGUUGCCCCAGGUCUCAGGAGCCCAGAUGUUAUAUCGCCUACAUUUGGAAGACCUUAAAACGUCCUGACCCAUCUUGGUUAUCCUGGUGUCCCACCACACACCUUGCAGACCCCCAGGUUCCAACUUCCAAAUAUUAGGGACCCUGGGGCUUGGUCCUCCACAUCUGGAGGACCCUCAGUUCUUGCACUGAGGGGUCCCCUCCCCUCCCCCAGCCACCAGGUCUCAGGUGUUCUGUCACCCCUGGCACUGCCAGCCUGGGCUCUGGGCAGGGCUGGGAAAAACCACCCCUGAUUAAAUACACCAGGCGAUAAGCUGGGAGCAAGGGAGACGCUGGAUGGAGCUCCAUGCCUGGGCACCCCCCGGGGCAAUCUCUCGUGGCCUCCCCUGACCCGGCUCUGCAGACCCAAGUACUGGGUAGUUCCCCCUCCCCCAUCCUCAGAGCUAGAGGCCUCCAGACACCAGGGCGCUGUGCCCCAGUGGGGACUAAAGAGCAGUGGAGGACACCUGGUCCUUUAAGAACAGCUGGUGGGUGGGUGGGGGGCAGGGGAGUCACCCCCAGCCUGGCCGGUGUGUAUUCUAGAUAGAGACUGGGUUAACUAUUAACAGAGCAGGCGGCCUGAACUGUGUGGGUGUGGGGGGGCCGGAUCAGCCCCUCUUCAUCUUGUGCCAGGGUGGGGCCAGAGUGGAGGGGUUCAGGAUUGAUUUGGGGGAUCAGUGGGUAGGUGAAGAGGCUUCAAGAGAGACAGAGACACAGAGAGACCCAGGCAAAGUUGGAGACAACAGAGGUGGGGAGGAGAUGUAAAGACCAGCUCACUGAGAGACAGAAGACAGAGCCCCAGAGAGAGAAAAGAAGCUCAGAGAGGAGGGAGAUGAGAUAGAAACAAAGAGAGAGACAGACAUUCAGAAAAGAGAAUUCAAGAAAUAUCCAGAUGGGUUAGGAGACGCUGAGAUACACUGAGGAAAUGCCAACAGCAGAGGCAGAGGGAGAGAGAAGAGAGACUGAGAUUCAGAGAGAGGAUAAUAAAGAGGAGAGAGGGAGGGAGGAAAUCAGGAAAAGGUACAGGUUUGCACUAGAGAGUUAAGACAUCUUCAAACUCAAAAGUUCUAUGAGACAGGAGAACAGAGCUCUGUGAAGAAGGGCAGGGCUGAGUCUGUCUUAGUCAGUGGGUCCCCAUGAUAAGACCUGGCUCACUCCUUACCCUCCAGGUCUCAGCUUAGCUGACACCUCCUCCGGGGAGCCCUCCUUGACCUUCAGUCUGUGUGAGGAGCCAUUUCUGGGCUCCCACUCCCCUAUCCCAGCCCUGAGCAUUCUAAAUCAUUAUUGUCUGGGGACUGGACUGUGAGCCCCAUAAGGGCAGGGCCAGGGCUGUCUCAGUCUCCCCUGUGUCCCCGGCAUUGCCCCUCACACUGGCAGGUUUAAAGGAUGGAUAAAUUAAUGGACUCCUUUCCUUCAACAAAUGUUUAUUCAGCACCCACUGUGUGACAAACCCUGCCGUAGGUGCUAUGGAUACAGCAGGGAACAGAAUGCAGCCCCUGUUCUCAUGGAGCUGACAUUCAGGUGGGAGAUACCAUAAAGUGUGACAGCCAUGGCGGUAAAUCCUAAGAAAAAAUAAACCAGGGAAAGGAGACAGAGAAUGAUGGAGAUGGGUAUUUUGAAGAGGGAGGUGGGGGAAUUCCCUGGAUGUCCAGUGGUUAGGGCUCUGUGCUCGCACUGCCAAGGGGGAGGGUUCGAUCCCUGGUUGGGGAACUAAGAUCUCAUAAGCCACAAGGUGCGGCCAAAAAAAAAAGAAAAAAAGGAGGUAAAACGGAGAUGAAACUAAAAACUAAAGGAGGUGAGGGAAGGAGCCAGGGGCAAUCUAGGGGGAUAGCACAUGCAAAGGCCCUGAGGUGGGAGAUUGCUUGGUUCAUUCCAGGAGCAAGCUGACCAGUGCAGCUAUGGCAAGAGGGAGAGUCAUAAGAUUGAGGUCAGAGGGAUAGUAGGAGAGCGUUGGGGGCCCUGUGGGCCAUGGUAAGGAUUUUGGAUUUAGUUUUAAUGGGAACGAGUAGAGGGUUUCAAGCACUGUGAAGAGGGAUGAAGAAAACAAGACAGAAAAAGCAAGGAAUCAGAUGGGAUGGACAGCAUCCCUUUCACCUCUGUAUCCAGGGCGCAACAGAGGGCCUCGUAUAGAUGCCCAAUGACAGUGUGUGCACAAGUGGGUAAGACUGAAAUUGACAGAGAAAGGGUCAGAAUGACAUUAGAUGAAUGGACAGAUCCAAGGAGAAGCCAGGUAAGGACCCAGGGACGCCCAGGGACAGCAGACACAGACAGACAGACAGCAGCCCAGCUGAGAAGUCCCAUUCCUUCCAGGGCCCUCCCCACCCGGAAACCUUCCCUGGAGCUGGAAAAAAUUCCCCAGGCCCCCCUGCCCGCCUUGCCCCAUGGCGUGCCCACUCACACCUCAGGCAGAGGAAGCUGGCAGGCCCCACAGGAACCUUUCUGUGUGGGGGGAGUGGAGGCGGGCGGGCGGCAGGGACGAAGGGAGAGGAGUGGCGGGCAGCUGGGCAGCGGGCAGCGGCUACACAAAGGCCCCAGUGUCUGCCCCUCCUGCCCCCGGGUACAGAUAUAAAUAAUAUGAACAUAUACCUUUAUAUAUAUAUAUAUACACCAGUGGGCUGAGGCGGGAGGCUGGGGGCCACACACUUCCCUAAGGACCCCGCCAUGGCUCCUGUGGGGGCUGGGGGCUCAGAGACCCACAGAGAUGGUGGCCAAGACCGAGAGGCUUGAGCUGAGACGGACACAGGGACAGAAGGGCGAGAGAGAAACUUACAAAGUGCAAGAGAGAAACAGAAAGAGACUGGCAGAUUGCGACCCUGUGUGAGAAACCAAGUGGCAGAGAGGGACGACCGGCUCAAAUGGGGACAGAUCAGGAAAGUAGAGAAAUCAAACUUCACUGAGAAAAGACAUAAAAAGUCAGAGGUAGAGGGACAGUGACAGAAUGAAGGCACGGGUCAUCCCCGAGAAAGGCAGAGCCACAGAGAAACCCAGGUGAGAGAAAGUAGGGACAGAAAGAAACAGGCCAGCAGACAUCCAGAGAGGGACAGAGAGAGAGAGAGAGAGAGAGAGAAGCCAGCAGGCAGGUAGGCAGGGCCAAGGCUGGGUGCCUGGGAAGGCUGCUGACCGUGGGUGGGGGAGGGUCAGGGCACAUCUCCAGUUUAGGGGCACCGCCUGUGGGGCUCUGGUCCAGCCCAGUCCAGGGCAGGCUAAGGGGCAGGGAGCGGAGGUGAGGGAGGUGGCCCUUGGGUUCCGGAUCUUGGUGUUUACCUGGGGCAGGCAUUGCAAACAGGCGCCCAGCCUGGCCCGCGGCAGGGCGAGGGUGGGAUGGGCUGGGCCCCAGCUCUGGGCACCAGUGGGCCUGACACGCCCACCUGUGGCCUGGGUGGUGAGUAACACACACGGUGACACCUGGGUAGAUGGUGACACAUAGGAGGACAGACACGGUGACACACAGGGACAGAUAUAGGCAGACCCAGAGUGUCCGAGACAUAAACAGACCCACAGAAGCCAGUGACGGAGACACACUGUAACAGACACAGUGACAGAGACCAGGACACAGUGAUGGACAAAUAUAGUGUGAGGCUUAGAGACGCAGCCACGAAACAGUGACAGAGGACACAGUGACGGACACACAGAAGACAAGGAUAGAACAGUGACAUACCGGCACACACAGUGACACAAGCACCGCUACACCUACAGAAACCCAGUGAGAAGAUACACAGAGACAUACGGGCACACACAACGCUCACACACUGACCGGACAAAUCAUGAAGUGACACAGGAGGCUUGACAUUGACACAGACUCAUAAACCUCCCCGGCUGCUGGCUUCUGGGGUGCCCCCUCAGCUUCCAGGAGCAGCGUGUAAGUGGGGGUAACCAGGAGGGAGGGCUUGGGACCCCAGGGCCCUGGGGUGCUGCUGUUGCCCUCCUGUGCUCUAGAACAGCGUCCUGGUUCAGGGCACUGGCUCUGGGCCUGGGUUCAAGUCCUAGCUCCCCACUCACCACCUGUGUGACCUUGGGCAAGUCACUUCACUUCUUCAUGCCUCGGUUUCCCCAAUAAGAAAAUGGGUGGUGGGAAGGAUUGGGUCUAUCGAUUCUGUAAGGUGCUUACAUAAUGUCAGACACAUGGUAAGCCCUAGCAGCCGUUGUUGUUGUUAUUAUUAUUAUUAAUUAUUCUUCUCAUCGUCAUCUCACGCCUUCUGCCCACAGCCGGGACCCUGCCUGGGCCUCUGUUUCCCCACCCACGGGCCCCUCCCUCGGACUUUGUCACCUAAAGCCCACGAGCCAUGCCCAGGUCCAUCCGUCCCGGGCUUGUGUCUCCACGGCUAUCCCUCCCUCCCUGAGCCCUAGUGUCCUCAUGUCUGUCCAUGCGUCCCAUGUCUGACUGUGGUACUUUUCCAUUGCUGGCCACCAGCCGGCUGUCCCUGGGGUGGGGGUCACACCUGCCCACGCCAGCCGAGCCAGCAGCCACUAGACACCCUGACGAAUGGCCCCACCCUCCCCCCAGGACCCUACAACAACACCCGCCCCUCCGGCCACCUGAGGUCCCCACUGGGGCGGCCUGAGGCCUGAGCCUGGGGACAGGAAGCCCCAGGCCUGGCCGCCCUGAAAGCCUCUUUCAGCCUGGGCCUCCUCCCGCCGCCACCGACUCCUCCUGCGGAAUAAUAUUUGGGCUGUUGGCCGGGGGGCGGGGGCCAGAUCCGGAGGCCGCCUGGGAGAAGCCAGAAACCGCAGGGCUUCCUGCCUCGGGCCGGCCGACUCCGGGAGAGACCCCCAGGCCCGAGGGAGGGGGGCGGGCACCCGGGGAGACUGAGGGCCUUUCUCUCGGCACCAGUUGUUUUUUCCAGGAACCAGGAGGAAUUCCCCAGCCUGCCCAGGACAGCGAGGCUGGUGGGACGGCUGACGGGGAGCCAGCACGGCAGGAGGCGGGGGUGACACGCAGCCGGCAGGGCAGGCAUGGUGACAGAAAUAGAGGGCCUGGCCUGCGAGGUGGCAGGUAGAGGCGGAAACUCAGGGAGCCGGGAGAGAGAGGCCGGAGCAGGAGGGAGGCCAGAGGGCCGAAGGAGUGGGGGGAGGUGGACCCCAAGAGAGGAAGACUGGGAGCCCCCAAGGGAAGGAGGGAGCGAUCCAGAGGCCUGGAGAGAGGGAGGGAAGGAGUGGAAGCAGCGGAGAGAAUGAGAAAGCAAGGCACAGCACAUGAGAGCCGGACGCACGGGGGAUGAGCGAGCAUUUUCCCACAGACCAAGGGACAGAGAUAAAGGCACAGAGAGAGAGAGGUAGGGACACAGGUGACAGUAAGAGACAGAGAAAGAUGGACACACAGGAAUUGGGAGAAACAUCUCUCUCUCCUGCCCUCCCUCUGUCUGUCUGUCUCUCUCUCUCUCUCUCUCUCUCACACACGUGCAUAAAGAAACAGCCUUUGGUCUUUGAAGGACUGACUGACUGAAUGAGUGGCUAGAGAGCCAACGACCAAGUGACACAAAUGCAAACUAAGGAAAAGACACCCUCUCCAAGCCCGGCGGAAUGACCUUGGCCCAGUCCCUUCCCACUCUGGGUCUCGGUUUCCACUCUGUGAAAUGAGGGGCAUGAAGAACACAACUGUAUUUCCUGGAGAGCCACGCCCUCGGAGCAUCUCAGCCACAGAUACGGGACUCAGAGCCCAGGCAGAGACCUGGAGGAAGAGAAACACCCAGACCCCAAACUCAGAGGCCCCCCAGCUCCCGAAGGAGGACCCAGCUCCUUUCCCACACCCCUGCACACGAAAGAGACAAGCACACCAGGGCCAGUCAACACACACUCACACACAGCCACAGCAGUGACAGGCACACAGCAAAGACAGGCACAAUAUAUAAACACAGACAUAAUUUCUUUUUAAAAGAAAUGCUGACAUGCUGACUCCCAGAGAUACACAUGAAACACACAAUGAUCCACUGAUGUAGUCACACGUAGACUCUUUGAGACAGCAGAUAUGUAGACAAAUGGACAUUAGACACACAUCCAGUGGUGUGAGACCCAGAGGGGCCCAGGGAGAGGUGUAUAAGAGAACCACACACAAAAAACAAUAAGGGCACACGCCCACGAGUCUGCUAUCCCAAGACACCCACAGUAAGCACACGCCCAGAGGAUGAACAGACAUAGAAGCUCACACAAUUGAAGGAUACAAACAAUAGAUAACACCCUGCAGCAGACCACAGGGACCUCCGUGGCCGUAGUGACAUCCUAGGACCCACAGAGGCACAGGCGCACACAUGCUCACACACGUGCACAGAUACACUAACACACACCCUGUUCUCCUUCAAUCAGCACCUUGUUUGUUGCUUCUCCUCCUCCCCAGCUUAACCAAAAAACGAGCGGCCCCUCGACUCCCUGAACCUCGGGGCCAGAGGCAUGUGUCUGGAGAGUGGGGGUGGGGAGAUGGCCUUGGUGACAGCAGAGUCACCUCCCCCUGCUGCCCUGGCCCCACGGCUGCGGGGGCUGCUAUCUGUGAGCAAACUGCCCUUGGGGUCAGGGACAGCAAAGAGCCAAAGGUCAGGUCGAUGCCUCCCCCAGCCCUUCCCCCAGAGGCAGCCGGCUCUUGGGGGCAGGAAGGAGAGGGGACAGGGAACAGCAGUUCAGGUGUCCAAGCCUCACAGGGCCCACUCGCCAAGGAAAAGAGACAUUCAAUAAGAGGCAGAAAUGGUGCCUUUAAUGGUCACACACAGCCAGUAUCCCGCUUCCCAGGCAAGAACCAGACUUCAGUAGAAAUUCCCCACACCCUAACCUCCCUGGUUUCUCCUGAACCAGAGGGGGGAUGGGCUCCAGAAAAAAACCAAGGAGGAUCCUCAUCUCCAUCCCUCACGCAACUCACACCAGAGACAGUGAGGAUGUGGCCAACGCAGGGGCUGCUGGUGGCCAUCAUGACGCACAGUGGUACACUGGUGAUGCCAGCCAGUCACGAUGGCGGCCAUCAUAGCACCCCGUGGGCCAAAGAAGAUGUUAUGCAGGAUGGUGGCCAACUUGGCACGUACCAUGCCAAGAAGCCCACCCACAAAGACGUGAUCGUGGCACCCGACGGGCCAAAGAUAGAAUUGAAAUGGUGUCACCGUCACAUCCAAAGGAUCAGCCAAGAGGAUGCGCAUCACAGUGCCCAAAGGGCCAACCAAGAUGCCAUCCCAGAUGGUGGCCAUCAGAAGACCCAACAGAUCAACCAAUAACAUCAAUCAACAUGGCAGUCUUCGCAGGACUCAACGGGCCCGCCACGAUGUCAGUGGCAGUUAUCACAGGACCCAGUGGAUCCACAGAGAUGGCAGUCACCACGGGAAUACGGGGUGGCAGCCAUGGCAGGCAGCAGCGGGGACAGUGUCACUCGCCGGAGCGUGGCAUCGCAGUUUUUCACACAAGAGGAGGGGCCGGGCAUCGAUGGCAUGACCACAUCAGAGAGAGUGGUGGAUCUCCUGAACCAGGCAGCACUGAUCACCAAUGAUUCCAAGAUCACAGUGCUCAAACAGGUCCAGGAACUGAUCAUCAACAAAGAUCCCACACUACUGGACAACUUCCUGGAUGAGAUCAUCGCUUUCCAAGCAGACAAGUCCAUCGAAGUGCGCAAAUUUGUCAUCGGCUUCAUUGAGGAGGCAUGCAAGAGAGACAUUGAGUUACUGCUGAAACUGAUCGCGAACCUCAACAUGCUCUUGAGAGAUGAGAAUGUGAAUGUGGUGAAGAAGGCCAUCCUCACCAUGACCCAGCUCUACAAGGUGGCCCUGCAGUGGAUGGUGAAGUCACGGGUGAUCAGCGAGCUCCAGGAGGCCUGCUGGGAUAUGGUGUCUGCCAUGGCUGGGGACAUCAUCUUGCUGUUGGACUCUGACAAUGACGGCAUCCGUACCCAUGCCAUCAAGUUUGUGGAGGGCCUCAUUGUCACCCUGUCGCCCCGCAUGGCUGACUCGGAGGUGCCCCGACGCCAGGAGCAUGACAUUAGCCUGGACCGCAUCCCUCGUGACCAUCCCUAUAUCCAGCACAGUGUGCUGUGGGAAGAAGGCAAGGCAGCCUUGGAGCAGCUGCUCAAGUUCAUGGUGCACCCCGCUAUCUCCUCCAUCAACCUGACCACAGCCCUGGGCUCCCUCGCCAAUAUUGCCCGCCAGAGGCCCAUGUUCAUGUCUGAGGUGAUUCAGGCCUAUGAGACCCUGCAUGCCAACCUGCCCCCAACGCUGGCCAAAUCUCAGGUGAGCAGCGUGCGUAAGAACCUCAAGUUGCACCUGUUGAGUGUGCUGAAGCAUCCAGCUUCCUUGGAGUUCCAGGCUCAGAUCACCACCCUGCUGGUAGACCUGGGCACGCCACAGGCUGAGAUCGCCCGCAACAUGCCCAGCGGCAAGGAUGCCCGCAAGCGGCCCCGAGACGACUCAGAUUCCACGCUCAAGAAGAUGAAGCUGGAGCCCAACCUGGGGGAAGACGAUGAAGACAAGGACUUGGAGCCAGGCCCCUCAGGGACCUCAAAGGCCUCAGCCCAGAUCUCGGGCCAGUCAGACACAGACAUCACGGCCGAGUUCCUACAGCCUCUGCUGACGCCCGACAACGUGGCCAAUCUGGUCCUCAUCAGCAUGGUGUACCUGCCUGAGGCCAUGCCCGCCUCCUUCCAAGCCAUCUACACCCCAGUGGAGUCAGCCGGCACUGAAGCCCAGAUCAAGCACCUGGCUCGGCUUAUGGCCACACAGAUGACGGCUGCAGGACUGGGGCCAGGCGUGGAGCAGACCAAACAGUGCAAGGAGGAGCCCAAGGAGGAGAAGGUGGUGAAGCCGGAGAGUGUCCUGAUCAAGCGGCGCCUGUCAGCCCAGGGCCAGGCCAUCUCGGUAGUGGGCUCCCUGAGCUCCAUGUCCCCACUGGAGGAGGAGGCUCCCCAGGCCAAGAGGAGACCAGAGCCCAUCAUCCCGGUCACACAGCCACGGCUGGCAGGUGCCGGCGGGCGCAAGAAAAUCUUCCGUCUGAGCGAUGUGCUGAAGCCCCUGACCGACGCCCAGGUUGAGGCUAUGAAGCUGGGCGCUGUGAAGCGGAUCCUGCGGGCUGAGAAGGCCGUGGCCUGCAGCGGCGCAGCCCAGGUGCGCAUAAAGAUCCUGGCCAGCCUGGUGACUCAGUUCGACUCGGGCCUGAAGGCCGAGGUCCUGUCCUUCAUUCUGGAGGACGUGCGGGCCCGCCUGGACCUGGCCUUCGCCUGGCUCUACCAGGAAUACAACGCCUACCUAGCAGCUGGUGUCACGGGCACCCUGGACAAGUAUGAGGACUGCCUCAUUCGCCUGCUCUCCGGCCUGCAGGAGAAGCCAGACCAGAAGGAUGGGAUCUUCACCAAAGUUGUACUGGAGGCGCCGCUGAUCACCGAGAGUGCCCUGGAGGUGAUCCGCAAGUACUGCGAGGACGAGAGUCGCACGUACCUGGGCAUGUCCACUCUUCGAGACCUGAUCUUCAAGCGCCCGUCCCGCCAGUUCCAGUACCUGCAUGUCCUGCUAGACCUCAGCUCCCAUGAGAAGGACAAGGUGCGUUCCCAGGCCUUGCUAUUCAUCAAGCGCAUGUACGAGAAGGAACAGCUGCGAGAGUAUGUGGAGAAGUUUGCCCUCAACUACCUGCAGCUCUUGGUCCACCCCAACCCACCAUCUGUGCUCUUUGGAGCCGACAAGGACACAGAGGUGGCAGCACCCUGGACCGAGGAGACAGUAAAGCAGUGUUUGUACCUCUACCUGGCCCUCCUGCCUCAGAACCACAAGCUGAUCCACGAGCUGGCAGCCGUGUACACGGAGGCCAUUGCUGACAUCAAGAGGACGGUGCUGAGGGUCAUCGAACAGCCGAUCCGAGGAAUGGGCAUGAACUCGCCAGAGCUGCUCCUGCUGGUGGAAAACUGUCCCAAAGGGGCAGAGACACUGGUCACACGUUGUCUGCACAGCCUCACGGACAAAGUCCCACCCUCCCCAGAGCUGGUGAAGCGGGUCCGGGAUCUCUACCACAAGCGACUGCCAGACGUCCGCUUCCUCAUCCCUGUGCUCAACGGGCUGGAAAAGAAGGAAGUGAUCCAGGCCCUGCCAAAGCUCAUCAAACUCAACCCCAUAGUGGUGAAAGAGGUCUUCAACCGCCUGCUGGGCACCCAGCACGGUGAAGGGAACUCAGCCUUGUCCCCCCUGAACCCGGGAGAGCUUCUCAUCGCAUUACACAACAUUGACUCAGCGAAGUGUGACAUGAAAUCCAUCAUCAAAGCCACCAACCUGUGCUUUGCGGAGCGGAACGUGUACACGUCGGAGGUGCUGGCCGUGGUGAUGCAGCAGCUGAUGGAGCAGAGCCCCCUGCCCAUGCUGCUCAUGAGGACCGUCAUCCAGUCCCUGACCAUGUACCCCCGCCUGGGGGGCUUCGUCAUGAACAUCCUGUCCCGCCUCAUCAUGAAGCAGGUGUGGAAGUAUCCCAAGGUGUGGGAGGGCUUCAUCAAGUGUUGUCAACGCACCAAGCCCCAGAGCUUCCAGGUCAUCCUGCAGCUCCCGCCCCAGCAGCUGGGUGCCGUCUUUGACAAGUGCCCGGAGCUCCGGGAGCCCCUGCUGGCCCACGUCCGCUCCUUCACUCCCCACCAGCAAGCACACAUCCCCAACUCCAUCAUGACCAUCCUGGAGGCCAGCGGCAAGCAGGAGCCAGAGAAUAAGGAAGCACCUGCUGGGCCCCUGGAAGAGGAUGACUUAGAGCCCAUGGCCCUGGCACCGCCCCCGGCCCCCCGCCCCCCUCAAGACCUCAUCGGCCUGCGGCUGGCCCAGGAGAAGGCCUUAAAGCGGCAGCUGGAGGAGGAACAGAAGCUGAAGCCUGGAGGAGUUGGAGCCCCCUCCUCGUCCUCCUCGUUGUCCUCCUCCUUGGCCCGGCCAGGCCCUCCCCAGCCAGAGGAAGCCAUUGAUUUCCGGGAGGAGGGGCCUGAGUGUGAGACCCCUGCCAUCUUCAUCAGCAUGGAUGAUGACUCGGGGCUGACUGAGGCUGCACUGCUGGACUCUAGUCUUGAGGGACCCCUACCUAAGGAAGCUGCAGCGGGCGGAUUGAUUUCAAAGGAGGAGCGGAGCCCCCAGACCCUUGCCCCUUCCGGAGAAGACACGGUGAAGACCCCCAGCCCCGCCGCUGAGGAAGCCGGGGAACCCGAGGCCAAGGGGAACAGCUGACGGGGCUUGGUGGGGAAGGAGAGUGGGACUGGGAGCUCAGGGAGGCCGGGGAGGGGCUUGGCCGGCGGUGCUUUGCCUUUAAAAAUAAAAAAAAAAAAAGA